Molecule: messenger RNA, 4073 nt
Organism: Varanus komodoensis (Komodo dragon)
Lineage: Eukaryota; Metazoa; Chordata; Lepidosauria; Squamata; Varanidae
Gene: PPP1R21
Product: protein phosphatase 1 regulatory subunit 21
Exons: 22
Coding region: 83-2419 (778 amino acids)
Cellular component (GO): early endosome; membrane
Source: RefSeq, a predicted model, not a curated record
CCGGAAGUGCGUCUCCUGCUGUGGGCAGAGCGGCGGCGGGGCGGCUUGCUCGGUAGCGGCUUUCCGUCCGCUGUGGGCGGCCAUGGCGGCAGCCGCCGAGCUGCAGGCGAAGUACCAGAAGCUGGCGCAGGAGUACUCCAAGCUUCGAGCUCAGAACCAUGUACUGAAAAAGGGUGUUGUGGAUGAGCAAGCAAAUUCAGCAGCCCUGAAGGAACAACUAAAAAUGAAGGACCAGUCACUCAGAAAGUUGCAGCAAGAAAUGGACAGUUUGACCUUUCGCAAUCAACAGCUGGCUAAGAGGGUAGAGCUGCUUCAAGAUGAACUUGCAUUAAGUGAAUCGAAAGGAAAGAACAAGAAGAAAAGUGGUGAACCUGUAUCUCAGUUGAGUCAAGAACAGAAAAAUGUAUUUGAUGAAGACCUUCAGAAGAAGAUAGAAGAGAAUGAGCGGUUGCAUAUUCAGUUUUUUGAGGCAAAUGAGCAACACAAGCGCUUGGAAACUGAGCUGAGGAGCAGACUUGAAGUCUUGGAGAUGGAGGCUGCGCAACACCAAGCUGUGGUGGAUGGCCUCACUCGGAAGUACAUGGAUACAAUAGAAAAACUGCAAAAUGAUAAAGCUAAGCUAGAAAUCAAAUCUCAGACCUUGGAGAGGGAAGCCAAGGACUGCAGGGUUCGAACAGAAGAAUGCCAGCAGCAGCUAAAGAAUCUUCAUACUGACUUGAGUAGCAGAUUAGAGGAGUCUUUGCACAUCAUCAGUGACAAAGUACCUUUCAAUGACACAAGGUGCAGCCAGUAUAAUGCCCUGAAUGUGCCAUUACAUAAUAGACGACGACAGUUGAAGCUUCGUGACCUGGCUGGUCAAGCACUGGGCUUCGUUCAAGAUUUGGUGACCGCCCUUCUGAAUUUCCACACCUAUACAGAACAGCGCGUCCAGAUUUUUCCGAUUGAUUCUGCCACUGACACUAUAUCACCCUUAAAUCAGAAGUUCUCACAGUACCUCCAUGAAAAUGCAUCCUUUGUUCGUCCUCUGGAGGAAGGAAUGGUACACGUAUUUGAGAGCAUCACGGAGGACACCGUCACAGUGCUGGAAACAACUGUGAAAUUGAAAUCCUUUUCUGACUACUUAGCAUCUUAUGUCUGCUUUCUCAGGAAGAUUCUUCCUUAUCAAUUAAAAAGUUUGGAAGAAGAGUGUGAAUCUUCUCUUUGCACAGCUGCGUUAAGAGCCAGGAACCUGGAGCUCCAAAGUGACAUGAAAAAGCUGACAGCGGUUUUUGAGAAGCUGCACACAUAUAUUAGCCUCCUUGCCUUACCCAGCACAAAACCAGAUCGGUUGCUUCGAACAAAUUUCAUCUCGGUGUUCACAUACAUUGCUUCAACUCUUCAUGGAUUUCAUGAUGUCAUGAAAGAUAUUUACAAGCACUACAGUCAGAAAGCCGCCUUGGAACAUGAACUGCCCACAGCCACACAAAAGCUCAUCACCACCAAUGACUGCAUUUUAUCAUCUGUCGGAGCAUUAACUAAUGGAGCAGGCAAGGUUGCUUCUUUCUUCAGCAAUAAUUUAGACUGUUUCACUGCAUCACUGAGCUAUGGGCCUAAGGGAGGAAUGGAGUUCAUCAACCCCUUGUCUGCCGAGUGCAUGCUUCAGUACAAGAAGAAAGCAGCUGCCUACAUGAAACUGCUGAGGAAGCCGUGUACCGAUUCAGUGCCUUAUGAAGAGGCCUUGGCCAACCGCAGGGUUCUUCUGAGUUCCACAGAGAGCAGAGAGGGCCUCGCACAGCAGGUCCAGCAGAGUUUGGAGAAGAUUGCAAAACUGGAGCAGGAAAAAGAACACUGGAUGCUGGAGGCUCAGCUGGCCAAAAUUAAGGCAGAGAAAGAGAAUAAAAGAGCACUUGAUAAGCUCAAGAACUCGAUUGAGGCAAAUCAGGAGAGCCCUCUCAUGCUGAAUGCAGGUGAACAGGAGAAGGAGGGUGCGGAGAAGGUUUGCAAGGAACCAGUUAAAAUCACAGGUCUGGUUGGAAUGCUGACAGUAACUACUGGAAAUGACGAGGCUUCAGAAACUGACAACCGAGAAGACUUGAUCAGAAAUCACUAUAUGGCAAGAAUAGUGGAGCUCACAUCUCAUUUGCAGCUGGCUGACAGCAAAUCUGUACAUUUCCAUGCAGAGUGCCGAGCACUUGCAAAGCGACUCUCUCUAGCAGAGAAAUCCAAAGAAUCCUUAUUGGAAGAAAUGAGACUAAGUAAACAGAGCAUCACCAGAUUACAGGAUGAAUUGACAACAACCAAGAGAAGCUAUGAAGAUCAGCUGAGCAUGAUGAGUGACCACCUUUGUAGCAUGAAUGAAACGUUAUCUAAGCAACGGGAAGAAAUAGAUACCCUAAAGCUGGCUAAUAAGGGAAAUUCCAAGAAGAACAAAAGUCGAUAGUACUGCUCAGCCAACUGCCUUAUGGAUUAUGCUGCUACCCAGAAACAUGAAUGCUGAAAAUGGAAUCUGUUUGGCAAAUUGUUUCUUGACUGAACAUGGCCAUUUUGGAGGACUUACCCAUAUGUGCUUUGGUGUUGUGUAUGGAUGUGAGACAGCAUUGAACUUAGUAGCCAGCAUAAUGCAAACCAAACAUGGUGUGGUCAGUAAAGCAGACAGGGAUAAUACACACUCUGUGUAUCACUUGCAUAGGGAUUAACCGUGAAUUUUUACAGUAUACUUUGUAACUACUAUUAAUUUCCAUGUACAAACUUCAAAGUUUUUGUAUAUUUGAGUGCAUAUUUCAAUGAACAGAUCUGGUAUCAAUGCAGUAAUUGUCUUUUCCUGGUAAUACUGUCAUUCCUGCUUGUCCAUUCCUUUAUGUGAGUAAAAAGGCACAUACACAAACCCCAGAGCUGCUGUUACCUUUCAGCAGUGUCUACCUGUGCAGUUACUGUAAAAUAUACAAGUGAUCCUGGUAUUCUUUUCUUCUAGACUAGCUUAGAAGAUUUCCUGGGAGAAGCAGUCUCAGUAUGUUCAUACUAAAGCAUUCAGUGCAGCUGUGACUAAUGCAAAUUUAAAUGCUCAUUGCGGUUAAUAUAAAAGUGUACAGUAGUGGUUUUUUGAAAUGAAGUGCAAAAUCUGGGCCAAAGAAGGAGUUCAUGUAAAAUUGUGCAGAAGAGUGCCAUUUUGUCCAUGUUUGUGUGUGGCGUUACUUUCCAUGCAAUCUAUUGAUAGAAAAAUAGCUUGCAACAGCUGGAAUACAAUAUGAACAGAGCAAAUACUGACAAGGGACUAUUUCAGAAAAACCUUUUACUUGCUAGGAGCAGGACAGUAUGUGUGAACAGUCACUGGUUUCAGACUAAGCCUGAUAUAUGAGAGCAGGCCAAGAAAUCACUGUAUUAGCACCAGAAGGGCUGGUUCAGAUGUUGAUGGGCCUGGAAAUAUGUCUGGAUGGAACAGAUGGGUGUGCAAUGCUGAACUCUGGGAUCCUGCCUCCUCCUCCUGUCUCAGUCUACACAUACAGUUUGCCUAAUUCAAGAAACACUGUCAUUUCUCUCUUCAGGGUCAUAUCAUGGAGUUUCAUAUAUAUGUUCACACAGAUCCCACAUCGCUUCCUCCAUUGGCAAAAUAGGAAACCCAGCAAUGUGUCCUGAUGCUUUGAAUCUGAAUUUGGCACUGUCUGAGUCUGAUCCAGUCCUGUGUUGCUUGUCCUAGGUGACCUGGUCCCCCACAGAUAUCCUGGCUACAGUUUGCAUAAUCUACAUUGGCUUUUCUGGUUGGGCAUAAUGGAGCUGUAGUUCAAAAAAACAUGAAGGGCACCAUAUGGCAUUUUGAAGUUUGCCCAACUGAUGUCUUAAGGUUCUCUAAUAUAUUCUUUUUCACAUUUUCUUUGUGAGAAACAUGUUUACACAAACCUGCAGACUUCUCAGUGAGGUAUUCAGUAGAUAGUCUCCACCGUUGAUUCACAAGAUGUUCCACUACUGAAUAUUUCACACUGAACUACUUUUGUUGCUCCAUAAGGCAUAAUAGCUGUCCUACAUGCAAUGGUUCCUCCGCUGUAUCAACCAUGUCAAUGUACAUUAUGAGUAUAGAAUAAAUAUGCUUACAUGUUAAA